AUGAAGAUUCCUCAAUCCCUACUACCCAUUCUCCCAAUUGUCUCCGCCCUCAACGUGGGCGACUAUGGGCAUCCUAUCGAAGAUCUCGACAAAGAUCUCCCAUUCUCACAACCCGUCACCUUCGCCCACCUUGAGUGGCAACGAUGUUUAGCCGCAGAUCACUCAAAUCCCCUCGACAUCGCAAUCCUAGGCUUCCCCUAUGACACAUCCACCUCCUACCGCCCCGGCGCCCGCUUCGGACCCCGAGGAAUCCGCGCCGGUUCCUCCCGCGAAAAGAAAGGCCGGAGUUACAACCCAGUAUGGGGUAUCGACCCCUUUGAGGAAGGGCUGUCCAUAGUAGACGGUGGCGAUGUCCCUGUUACCCCCUUCGACGCCGCACAUGCCUUUAAGCAGAUGGAACAGGGAUACAGACAGGUUCUCUAUCACCCCACAACAGACACAGAAGAAGAUGGGUGGAAGCAUCCCCGAAUCAUCAGUCUGGGCGGGGACCAUUCGAUUGUGCUACCUAUUCUGCGGUCAUUGAAGAGUGUUUACGGACCGGUUUCUGUUAUUCAUCUUGAUUCGCAUCUUGACACCUGGGAUCCCUAUGAGGGGUAUACGGGUAUUGCGUCUGAGCAGAGUGCUAUUACGCAUGGGACGUUCUUUUGGCAUGCCAGUCGGGAGGGGUGUAUCAAUAAAGGUGCUAGUGUGCACGGGGGAUUGAGGACUAAGUUAUUUGGUGUUAGGGAUUAUGAGAUUGAUGAUAGUUUGGGCUUUUAUCGGAUUGAGGCAAGGGAUAUUGAUGAAAUCGGGGUUGACGGGAUUGUGAGGAGGACUUUGGCUAUUGUGGGUGAUGAGCCGGUUUAUCUUUCGAUUGAUAUUGAUGUUUUGGAUCCGAGUAUUGCGCCUGCUACUGGGACACCGGAAUCGGGUGGUUGGACGACUCGUGAGCUUAAGCGGUAUAUCAGUGGCUUGGAGGGCUUGAACCUUGUUGGUGCGGAUGUUGUGGAGGUUAGUCCGCCUUAUGACUCGGUUGCUGAGACGACUUCUGUUGCAGCUGCGGACUUGAUUAUCGAUAUUUUGGCGGCUAUGGUGAAGAAAACGGCUCCCACUAUUCGCAGAUUCGAAGGGGGUAAGGAUGAGCUAUGA
Molecule: messenger RNA, 1128 nt
Organism: Penicillium longicatenatum
Lineage: Eukaryota; Fungi; Ascomycota; Eurotiomycetes; Eurotiales; Aspergillaceae
Product: agmatinase
Exons: 4
Coding region: 1-1128 (375 amino acids)
Molecular function (GO): agmatinase activity; metal ion binding
Source: RefSeq, a predicted model, not a curated record